This is a messenger RNA of Volvox carteri f. nagariensis, 1071 nucleotides long. RefSeq lists its product as uncharacterized. Bases 1 to 1071 code for a protein of 356 amino acids. The record is from RefSeq and is a predicted model, not a curated record. NCBI's taxonomy places the organism in Eukaryota, Viridiplantae, Chlorophyta, Chlorophyceae, Chlamydomonadales, Volvocaceae. The transcript has 6 exons.
AUGGCCGCCGCCACCGCUGCUGCCACUAGUGAGGACAGGGUAGCACAUGCACAUUGGUACAUGAGCCUUGACAUCCCUGAGCUCCAGGCGCAACAGGGAUGGGUGCACACACUCCACACACCUCACGGUGUGCUCCACACGGCGCACUUUGCACAGCUACCGCUGGUGUGCGGUGGCCGGCAGCAUGCACACGAGCAUCUCCGCUACUUCACAGCCAACUCAGGCUUUGACACGAGCCAACACUUUGAGCCCCCCAUCAGCAAACUGAGCCAUCUGACCAUCAUGUUCAGGGACCACAUGGCCCACCCACUGCAUGAGAUGGGAGACCACACGCUGAGGCUCGAGAUCAUCACUGCACGAGAUGUUGUUCCGGCGCCGCUGCUGCCACAGCAGGUCACAGGCAUGAACCGCCAGAAAUUUAAGACGGGCUUCAGAGGCCACUGCGCGGGCCAGCAAUGUUUUACUGCACCCGGGGGACCCGUACAGCAGCAUGCUGCGGGGGGCCUGCACACCAAUUCAUUGUUACCGACGCCCCUGCCGCCAGUGCUCAUGCACACACUGUCAGCGCCCCAGAAGGACUUCCUGGGCAUCGACUUCACGCCGCCCAGCAUGUUCACCAUCCGUGAGCAUGCCGCAUCCAACCGGCUCGUCUUCAAGUGUGAUAGGCUCCUCGUGGGGACGGCAUACAAGGUGCACCUACUCACGCUGAUGCUCUCAUCCUACAACCUGGGCCUCACUGCACCCAUCAUGGACAUCGCGACCAACAUCUUGCUCAAAUCCUGCAAGAGUGGUGGCAGGUCGGCCGACGCCAUCACCCCAGCACUGCAUGAGCAGCAUGGGGCUGCCUGGGGCAGCGCACGCCCCCAGGACCUCAAGCAGGCGACACGCGUGGCGCUCUACACGUGGCAGUACGUGUUUGCAGCCGGCGGGCAGGACAGCGUGAGAUGCCCCAUGGCUGGUGUCACAGUCAGCGAGGUGGCGGCGGUGGUAGCUGUGCUGGCCUGGGACACGACCACGCCCAUCAGCAUCUUCAACGCGCCUCUCAUCACGAUCAACAUGUGGAACUACUAG